Messenger RNA from Jaculus jaculus (lesser Egyptian jerboa), 1379 nucleotides. RefSeq names its product cation channel sperm associated 4 (gene Catsper4). The coding region runs from base 1 to 1311 and encodes 436 amino acids. The transcript has 11 exons. Lineage: Eukaryota; Metazoa; Chordata; Mammalia; Rodentia; Dipodidae. Gene Ontology annotation, molecular function: calcium-activated cation channel activity; voltage-gated calcium channel activity. Gene Ontology annotation, biological process: sperm capacitation; flagellated sperm motility; sodium ion transport. The record is from RefSeq and is a predicted model, not a curated record. Gene Ontology annotation, cellular component: sperm principal piece; acrosomal vesicle; membrane.
AUGUCUGAAAACACCAAAAAAUUGAUCACCUUGAAAAACAUCUUUGAGCCCUUUGGCCGGCAUGAGGAGCAAGUGCUCAUCAACCGCGGGGACAUCACCAGCAAGAAGGAUGUCUGGGACAUGCAGGAGUUCAUCACUCACAUGUACAUCAAGAAGCUCCUGAGACAUCCCAUCUUCAAACUGCUGCUGGCCUUGCUGCUGGUGACCAAUGCCAUCACCAUCGCUCUCCGCACCAACUCUUACCUUAACCAGAGACACUAUGAGCUGUUCUCUACCCUAGAUGACAUUGUGCUGACCAUCCUUGUCUGUGAGGUUCUGCUUGGCUGGAUCAACGGCUUUUGGAUUUUCUGGAAGGAUGGCUGGAACAUCCUCAACUUCCUGAUCGUGUCCACCUUGGUCAUGGUGUACUUCUUCAAACAACUUGAUGUCAUUGCAGUUAUCUACACCCUCAGGGCGCUUCGGCUGGUGCACGUGUGCAUGGCGGUGGAGCCCCUGGCCAGGAUCAUCCGUGUCAUCCUGCAGUCGUUACCUGACUUGGCCAACAUCAUGGCCCUCAUCCUCUUCUUCAUGCUGGUAUUCUCUAUGUUUGGGGUCACGCUGUUUGGUGCGUUCGUGCCCAUGCAUUUCCAGAACAUGGGGGUUGCCCUGUAUACCCUCUUCAUCUGCAUCACCCAGGAUGGCUGGCUGGACAUCUACAACGACUUCCAGAUGGAGGAGUCCCGGGUGUAUACGAUGGAGAUCGGGGGCGCCAUCUACUUUGCCAUCUUCAUCACCAUCGGUGCCUUCAUUGGCAUCAACCUGUUCGUAGUCGUCGUGACCACCAAUCUGGAACAAACAAUGAAAGCAGGAAAACAGGGACAGCAGACUCAAAUAACUUUUAGUGAGGUGCAUGAAGAUGAGAACUGGACUGAGGAGCUGCCCGUCGUGCACGUUACAGUGGCUCGCAUGGAGAAAUCCGGGCUGCCCCAGGAACCGCUGGUGGGGGGUCCCCUGCCAAACCUCUCAGAAAAAACCUGCGACAAUUUUUGCUUGGUGCUUGAGGCCAUACAGGAGAACGUGGUGAAAUACAAGGAGAUCAGAGAGGAGAUGGACACGAUCCUGGAGGAGGUACGCUCCAUCCGCUUCAACCAGGAGCAGGAGGAGGAGGUGCUGCACAGACACAAGUCCCGCAGCCUGGUUUUCGAGAGCGAGCCCUCGGCAGAUAUACGCGAGGUGGCUACCCAGCAAGACUUGAUCUCUGCGCUCGUGAGCAGGGAAAAGGUUUAUGAUUCUACAAGCACGAUGAUGAGCAAACACAAGUACAGCCUCUGAGAAGGCAGGAUGGGAGGCCAGGGGUCUGCACACACAAAUCCAGCUGUUGCAUCUUCCUGCAUCCUGGC